This is a messenger RNA of Saccoglossus kowalevskii, 729 nucleotides long. RefSeq names its product putative E3 ubiquitin-protein ligase HERC4. The record is from RefSeq and is a predicted model, not a curated record. NCBI's taxonomy places the organism in Eukaryota, Metazoa, Hemichordata, Enteropneusta, Harrimaniidae. Gene Ontology annotation, molecular function: ubiquitin-protein transferase activity.
AUGCCACUUCACUGCUGGGGGUCGUCUGCAUUUGGACAGCUGGGCCUGGGGGAGAGUGUACUUGAAGAAGGCAAAGUACUGUCACCAGUGUCUCAUGGUUAUUUUAGUAACGAUCGUACUGUAUUAGACAUUGGGUGUGGCCUUCAUCAUACAGUAUUUGUGUUAGAAGAUGGCACAAUUUGGACAUGUGGAUCUAAUGAUGAAGCACAACUUGGACGUGAUUCACCAAUCGAGUUAGGUCAAGUAUUUGCAUUAGAACUUCAUCGUAUUAUUGGUGUAAGCUGUGGUGACUUUCAUACCUUGGUAAUCAAUGACAAAUACUCUGUAUUUAGUUGGGGCAAUGAUCAGUAUGGACAGUGUGGGAGAGGAGGCAUCAGUCUAGAACCUAAACCAAUACCAAGGUUGAUUAAAUCGUUAGAAGACAUGCGAGUUGUACAAGUUGCAUGUGGCUCCUCACAUUCUUUGGCUCUAACCACAAAUGGGCAAAUCUAUGCAUGGGGUGCAAAUGAUCACGGCCAGCUGGGACUUGGAUCCAAGGAAUCAAUGAGUAAACCAACAUUAGUUUCAUCGUUACAAGGUCUUCCUGUUAAACAAAUCACAUGUGGGAGAUCACACAGCUUUGCUUUAUCUGUCUCAGGAGCAGUAUUUGGAUGGGGCAAUAAUUCUUGUGGUCAGCUAGGACUCAAUGAUGAACGAGGUAAACAUUCUGUUCCUGUAAACUCUGCCUAA